AUGGCAAGUUACUUUCACUGCGGAGCCCAUGUGACACACCUCAUCACUUCCAAAACACUGCAAACUGCACCAUAUAUAAGGAAUGCCCUUGGAUAUGUACAGGAACUCGGCAACCUAUAUAACAGCUCUGGAAAGUUCAAACACCUGUACUUGAAUCUACAUUCUGCUGACACUGAUAAUCCUUCCCCUACAAGACUAAAGCCAAUAUGCCCAACUCGCUGGUUAACGCAUUCAGCUGCAGUUAAAUCGGUUUUGCAGAAUUUUGAAGCCGUAUUGGACGCCCUUCAUGAAGCAGCUGAAGACUUUGGGACAAACACUUCAUCAAGAGCUAGCGGCCUUCAUAGUUGUCUUUCGUCUGGAAAAUGCAUUCUUGGAUUGUUUACAGCUUUAUCUGUUAUCCAGUGCCUUGAACACUUUAAUAGGGCUCUCCAAGGAACAGAUAAGACAGUUUCUGGGAUGCUUGAUGCAGCAGAAGUAACAAGGCGUAAUCUACUCACCCUUCGUUGUGACCAACAAUUUAGGGAGGUCUUUGAAGCAACAGAACAACUACUCAUACAGUGCAACCUAGAACCAGUAACUCUUCCACGUAAGCGCAAACUUCCAAAAAGACACGAUGAUGGAGCUACCCAAGAGUACACUGCCAACUCUGCAGAGGAAUUGUGCAGAGUGGAUUUCUUCAAGGUCAUUGACAGUGCAAUUUCUAACUUAAAAGACUACUUCACAUCCACUGACCUCAUCUUGUAUAAGGACUUAAGCGACGUGCUACUUACUGGGUCCGUUCAGCCACAUACAAUUCGUAAGUAUCCUGAACUCACAGAUUCUCUACAGCAACAAUUGGCCUUCUUUCGGAAUCAGUUUAGUGGAUCAUCCGUUGAGGACUACCGAAAUAUCUUUUUGGCAAUGGUGCCGGAAGUCCGUAUAAUGUUCCCUCAAGUUGAACAGUUGCUCAGGCUUCUUCUCGUCUCCCCAGCAAGUUCAUGUGUAGCUGAACGUUCAUUCAGUGCUCUACGACGCAUGAAAACAUGGUUGCGAAGUACUAUGACUCAGAAACGUCUUAACCAUCUCAUGGUCUGCCACGUACAUCGAGACCGACUGGCAGCAGUAAAUCCUCAAGCCAUUGCACAGGAAUUUCUACUCAAGUCAGCUGAUACACGCGGUAGAAUUAUUGAUGACCGCCGAACGAUAUUGAAUGAGGCCGACAGGCAGUAUGGGCAGACGCUCAUAACAGAGGCCAACCCCCCAAAAACCAAAAUGGUGCAGAUGGAAAAAAAGAAGAAAAAAAAGGAGGUAGUGAAGAAAAAGGAGAGAAAAGAGAAGGAGAAAAGAAAGAAGGAGAAAAAGGAGGAGAAGGAGAUAAAGGAGAAGGAGAAGAAGAAGUUGGAGAUACUAAAGGUGGCAGCCACGACAAUUUCAUUUACGCCUGCUGCAGACGAGGGCAUAAUGGAUUUUUUAUUUGCAGAGGACAUGAGGGUGGGGAGGGUUGGCGAGGUCAAUAGGGCAGGGGAGGAGUUUCGUUUGGACGGGGAAGGGGAAUUGGUUUAG
Asterias rubens (European starfish) is the source of this 1542-nucleotide messenger RNA. RefSeq lists its product as uncharacterized. Bases 1 to 1542 code for a protein of 513 amino acids. The transcript is spliced from 4 exons. Gene Ontology annotation, molecular function: protein dimerization activity. The record is from RefSeq and is a predicted model, not a curated record. NCBI's taxonomy places the organism in Eukaryota, Metazoa, Echinodermata, Asteroidea, Forcipulatida, Asteriidae.